AUGGUCUCAUCAUACCAGGCCGGGCCUAAUGGGACAGGUGUUGUCCAGCGCCAGCCCGGCCAUAGGCCUUCCACCUGCUGCCGCCUGGCCCUUGCCCUGCCCAUGUGGGUGCCGGCUGCGCUGAGCAAUGGGGAGGCCGUGGACGCGGCUCUCCCAGGGGCCCGGCGCUCCAGCUGGAAGCGGAAGAGCUCCCGUCGCAUCGAGCGGUUCACGUUCCCCGCCCUGGAAGAAGAUGUGAUCUACGACGACGUCCCCUGCGAGAGCCCAGAAGCCCAUCAGCCCGGGGUGGACAGGGGCCUGCUCUACGAAGACGUGCACCGGGACGGAGCGCCCCGGGAGGCCGAGGACCUAGGCUGGAGCUCCAGCGAGUUUGAGAGCUACAGCGAGGGCUCCGGGGAGGAGGCCAGGCCGGAGGCAGAGCCCACCAAGCACCGCGUGUCCUUCCAGCCCAAGAUGACCCAGCUCAUGAAGGCCGCCAAGAGCGGGACCAAGGAUGGGCUGGAGAAGACGCGAAUGGCCGUCAUGCGCAAAGUCUCCUUCCUGCACCGCAAAGACGUCCUGGGUGACUCGGAGGAGGAAGACAUGGGGCUCCUGGAGGUGGCCGUGACGGAUAUCAAGCCCCCGGCCCCGGAGCUGGGCCCCAUGCCUGAUGGCCUGAGCCCUCAGCAGGUCGUCCGCAGGCACAUCUUGGGCUCCAUCGUGCAGAGCGAAGGCAGCUACGUGGACUCCCUGAAGCGGAUACUCCAGGAUUACCGCAACCCCCUGAUGGAGAUGGAGCCCAAGGCGCUGAGCGCACGCAAGUGCCAGGCCGUGUUCUUCCGCGUCAAGGAGAUCCUGCACUGCCACUCCAUGUUCCAGAUCGCCCUGUCGUCCCGCGUGGCCGAGUGGGACUCCACCGAGAAGAUCGGUGACCUCUUCGUGGCCUCGUUCUCCAAGUCCAUGGUGCUGGACGUGUACAGCGACUACGUGAACAACUUCACCAACGCCAUGUCCAUCAUCAAGAAGGCCUGUCUCACCAAGCCCGCCUUCCUUGACUUCCUUAAGCGGCGGCAGGUGUGCAGCCCGGACCGGGUCACCCUCUACGGGCUCAUGGUGAAGCCCAUCCAGAGGUUCCCGCAGUUCAUCCUCCUGCUGCAGGACAUGCUGAAGAACACCCCCAGGGGCCACCCCGACCGGCUCUCGCUGCAGCUGGCCCUCACCGAGCUGGAGACGCUGGCUGAAAAGCUGAAUGAGCAGAAGCGGCUGGCCGACCAGGUGGCCGAGAUCCAGCAGCUGACCAAGAGCGUGAGCGACCGCAGCAGCCUCAGCAAGCUGUUGACCUCAGGCCAGCGGCAGCUGCUCCUGUGCGAGACGCUGACGGAGACGGUGUACGGGGACCGCGGGCAGCUGAUCAAGUCCAAGGAGCGCAGGGUCUUCCUGCUCAAUGACAUGCUGGUCUGUGCCAACAUCAACUUCAAGGGCCAGCUGGAGAUCAGCAGCCUGGUGCCCCUGGGCCCCAAGUACGUGGUGAAGUGGAACACGGCGCUGCCCCAGGUGCAGGUGGUGGAGGUGGGCCAGGAGGGCGGCGCCUACGACAAGGACAACGUCCUCAUCCAGCACGCUGGUGCCAAGAAGGCGCCCGCCGCGGGGCAGGCCCAGAACAAGGUGUACCUCGGCCCCCCACGCCUCUUCCAGGAGCUGCAGGACCUGCAGAAGGACCUGGCCGUGGUGGAGCAAAUCACCCUGCUCGUCAGCACACUGCACGGCACCUACCAGAACCUGAACAUGACCGUGGCUCAAGACUGGUGCCUGGCCCUGCAGAGGCUGCUGCGGGUGAAGGAGGAGGAGAUCCACUCGGCCAACAAGUGCCGCCUCCGGCUGCUGCUCCCGGGGAAGCCGGACAAGUCCGGCCGCCCCAUCAGCUUCAUGGUGGUCUUCAUCACCCCCAACCCCCUGAGCAAGAUCUCCUGGGUUAACAGGCUGCACCUGGCCAAGAUCGGGCUCCGGGAGGAGAACCAGCCGGGCUGGCUGUGUCCGGACGAGGACAAGAAGAGCAAAGCCCCGUUCUGGUGCCCGAUCCUGGCCUGCUGCGUCCCCGCCUUCUCCUCCCGGGCCCUGAGCCUGCAGCUCGGGGCCCUGGUCCACAGUCCCGUCAGCUGUCCCCUGCUCGGCUUCUCCGCGGUCAGCACCUCCCUUCCACAGGGCUACCUCUGGGUCGGAGGAGGGCAGGAGGGCGCCGGCGGGCAGGUGGAGAUCUUCUCCCUGAACCGGCCCUCGCCGCGCACCGUCAAGUCCUUCCCGCUGGCGGCGCCCGUGCUCUGCAUGGAGUACAUUCCCGAGCCGGAGGAGGAGGAGGAGAGCGGGGAUGAGGGGGCGCCGGCGGCCGACCCCUCGGCUGCAGUGCGUCCCACCAUCUGCCUCGGGCUGCAGGACGGCAGCAUCCUGCUCUACGGCAGCGUGGACACCGGCACCCAGUGCCUGGCGACCUGCAAGAGCCCUGGCCUGCAGCCUGUGCUCUGCCUGCGCCACAGCCCCUGCCACCUGCUCGCUGGCCUGCAGGACGGGACCCUGGCCGCCUACCCUCGGAGCAGCGGAGGCGCCCUGUGGGACCUGGAGAGCCCUCCCACGUGCCUGACCGUGGGCCCUGGGCCCAUCCGCACCCUGCUGAGCCUGGGGGACGCCGUGUGGGCCAGCUGUGGGGCCCGGGUCACCGUCCUGGACGCUAGCAGCCUGCAGACCCAGCAAAGCUUCGAGGCGCACCAGGACGAGGCGGUGAGCGUGACACACAUGGUGAGAGCGGGCAGCGGCGUCUGGAUGGCCUUCUCCUCCGGCUCCUCCAUCCGCCUCUUCCACACCGAGACGCUGGAGCACCUGCAGGAGAUCAACAUCGCCACCAGGACCACCUUCCUGCUGCCAGGCCAGAAGCACCUGUGUGUCACCAGCCUCCUGAUCUGCCAGGGUCUGCUCUGGGUGGGCACUGACCAGGGCGUCCUCGUCCUGCUGCCCGUGCCUCGGCUGGAGGGCAUCCCCAAGAUCACAGGGAAAGGCAUGGUCUCGCUCAACGGUCACUGCGGGCCUGUGGCCUUCCUGGCCGUGGCUACCAGCAUCUUGGCCCCCGACAUCCUGCGGAGCGACCAGGAGGAGGCGGAGGAGGACAAGGCCGACGGGCCCGCCCAGGAGCCGGCGCCCGCGCCCGACAGCCACGUGGGCCGCGAGCUGAGCCGCAAGAAGGGCAUCCUGCUGCAGUACCGCCUGCGCUCCACGGCGCACCUGCCCGGCCCGCUGCUGUCCGUGCGGGAGCCGGCGCCCGCCGACGGCGCUGCCCCGGAGCACGGCGAGGAGGACGGCUCCAUCUACGAGAUGGCCGACGACCCCGACGUCUGGGUGCGCAGCCGGCCCUGCGCCCGCGACACCCACCGCAAGGAGAUCUGCUCCGUGGCCAUCAUCUCCGGCGGCCAGGGCUACCGCCACUUCGGCAGCGCGCCAGGCGGCGGGCGGCCGGCCCCGUGCGGGGACACGGACAGCACCCUCCUCAUCUGGCAGGUGCCCUUGACGCUAUAGCCGCUCUGCCCGGGGGGCACGGGGAGCGCCUGGGGAGUUGCCCUCCGGGGACACCUGGAGUCUCCAGUGACUGGCCGCAUCGGCAGAGCGCAGGGAAGCCUCCCCCCCCCCCCCCUUUUUAAAGCGGGUUUUCCCGCAGCGUGUUGUGGGGAGGGGUUCCAGCGUCUGGGGAGAGGGAGGACGGAUCUGGAGGGAAUGGCCUUCUUUUUAAAAAGCAAAAAACACAAAACCUCACCACUGCCUGGCAGGCCCAGCGCCGCGUGUCGGGCCCCGGGGGCCCCAGGCAGCCACGCGCCCCUCCUGGAAGGGUGCGUGCGUGUGAGUGCGUGAGCGUGUGGGCUGGUGUGUGAAUACAUAUAAAUACGUACAUAUGGUGUAUAUUACAUGUGUGUAAAUACUGUCUGUACAUAUCGGAGCUCUGGGAGGUGCUGGAAUAAAGGUGCGUCAGUGCC
Lepus europaeus (European hare) is the source of this 3992-nucleotide messenger RNA. Its product is annotated as rho guanine nucleotide exchange factor 10-like protein. Gene Ontology annotation, cellular component: cytosol. Gene Ontology annotation, biological process: actin cytoskeleton organization; positive regulation of stress fiber assembly; SREBP signaling pathway. Gene Ontology annotation, molecular function: guanyl-nucleotide exchange factor activity; protein binding. The record is from RefSeq and is a predicted model, not a curated record. Lineage: Eukaryota; Metazoa; Chordata; Mammalia; Lagomorpha; Leporidae.